Callorhinchus milii (elephant shark) is the source of this 1091-nucleotide messenger RNA. RefSeq names its product torsin-2A. The record is from RefSeq and is a predicted model, not a curated record. The coding region runs from base 297 to 782 and encodes 161 amino acids. Gene Ontology annotation, molecular function: ATP hydrolysis activity; ATP binding. Gene Ontology annotation, cellular component: nuclear envelope; endoplasmic reticulum lumen. The transcript is spliced from 4 exons. Lineage: Eukaryota; Metazoa; Chordata; Chondrichthyes; Chimaeriformes; Callorhinchidae.
AGAUUUUAUCUCUUCUUUGGGGCAGGUUUGGAGCUGGAUCUGUGUCGCCUGGUGUACGGGCAGCAUCUGGUGAAAGAAACGCUCGUGGACACUAUCAGAGACUUUACAGAGAACCCGAGCCCCAGAAAACCCCUGGUGCUGUCCUUCCAUGGCUGGUCAGGGACUGGGAAGAGCUACGUGACUUCGUUGCUGGUGAAGAGUCUGCACAGGGAUGGAAUGAAGAGCCGGAUGAUCUGAAACGCUGGAUCACGGGGAACCUGAGUGAGUGCGGUAGAUCGGUGUUUAUAUUUGACGAGAUGGAUAAAAUGCACCCGGGUUUGAUCGAUGCUAUCAAGCCUUUCCUUGGCAACAGCCACGUUAUGUUUGGAACGAAUUAUCGGAAAGCGAUGUUCAUUUUUGUAAGCAAUGCAGGAGGUGAUCAGAUCAACCAGCUGGUGCUAGAUUUCUGGAAGGAUCGAAAGGACAGGGAAGAUAUCAAAUUGGCCGACUUGGAAUCCAAACUGUCUGCAGCGGUUUUUAACAGCCAAAGCAGCGGAUUCUGGAACUCCGACAUUAUAAACGAGGAGUUAGUCGACCGCUUCGUGCCUUUCCUGCCACUGAAACGCAAACACGUGGGGGAGUGCGUGCGGAGCGAGCUGCUAUCCCGGGGGCUGAGUUUGGGUCUGGGAGGCGAUCUCAUCGAGGAGGUGGUCAACGCCAUGAGCUACUUCCCUGAGGAACACAAGUUGUUUUCCAAGACGGGCUGUAAAACAGUGGCGGCCAAACUGGACUUUUAUUUGUAAACGUGAAACGACCGUUCCCAUGAGCGAGUUUCGUACGUGUCGAAAUGCAAUAGUGGUUUUGUUUGGAGCGCGGGCUGGCGGGAGGAAGAGCGAGAGAGGGAGAGAGAGAGAGAGAGAGGGAGAGUGAGUGAGGAAGAGAAAGUGGGGGUUUGAGUAGGGAGUGAGGGACCCAACCAAACUGACGGUAACUUGAAACGGGGAAGAAACAACAUCUUUCUCGCACCGUGUCUUUGUAAUAUGAAUUUUUUUAUAAAUAGUGAUUUGUAAAUCUUUAUAAAUAUCGUUUCAUAAAUAUAUGGCAAAUGGCAA